GUAACCUAAAACCGCAAAUAGUCCCAUAGCGCAACCUAUUGGUGAGGUGCAGUAUUAAGUUGCUUAAGACUUGAAACUUUGCUUCCGUCUGCUCGAAAGUAGAUGGCGCUGUACUAAACAUAUUCAUGUCUUGUUUCAGGUACAUACACUAGAUUUUUUUAUAUUAAGUUAGUAAGUAUGGAGGAAAAAUAAUUGUUACGGGAAAUCUGGGACGUUCGCUACCAUAGGAGCGGCGCGCUGGGCGGGCUGGAGGUGGUGGAGGGCGGUCUGGUAGGUGGCGAGCUGGCGGCUCACGUGCUGAGCGCGCAGGCCGCCGCCCACGCCGCGGCCACUGCGGCCGCGCAACAACAACAGAUGGCAGUGCAGCAAAUCAUGUGUCCGUCAGAGAACUCACCAUCUUCUGGUCGUUCCACUCCUGUGACGACCGCCACUGGGAACACUUCACCGUCACCCAGCAAGCUGUUUGUGGGCGGCCUCAGCUGGCAGACGAGCUCGGAGAAGCUGAGAGAGUAUUUUGCCAUGUUUGGAGCCGUAACCGACGUUUUGAUUAUGAAGGACCCCGUGACACAGCGCUCGCGCGGCUUCGGCUUCAUCACGUUCCAGGAGGCGGCGUCCGUGGACAAGGUGCUGGCGGUGCCCGUCCACACGCUGGACGGCAAGAGGAUCGACCCCAAGCACGCCACGCCCAAGUCGGCGCCCAAGCCGGCCAAGACCAAGAAGAUCUUCGUGGGCGGCGUCGGCCAGGACACGUCGGCGGACGAGGUGCGCGCCUACUUCGCGCAGUUCGGAGCCGUGGAGGACGCCGUCAUGCUCAUGGACCAGCAGACCAAGAGACACCGCGGCUUCGGCUUCGUCACCUUCCACUCCGAGGAGGCCGUGGAGCGCGUGUGCGACAUCCACUUCCACACCAUCAAGAACAAGAAGGUGGAGUGCAAGCGAGCUCAGCCCAAGGAGGCGGUGGCGGCCGCCCCGCUGGCGCUGGGCAAGCGGCUGGUGCUGCGGCCGGGACGCGGGCUGGUUUACGCGGGAGGCGUGGGUGGAGUGGGAGCCGUCGGCGGCGUGGGCGGCGUGCCGGCCGUGGGCGCGCACGCCUACCGCUACGCGCCGUACGCCUUGCCGGGGUCGCUGGUGGCCCCGCAGCCCGCCCCAGCCCCCGCCCUGCCCCAGUUCGGCGCGGCGUACUCCCUGGCCGGCGUGGACAUGUCUUCGUUCCAGGGCGUGGACUGGAGCGCCAUGUACGGCGUGCCGAUGUACAUCUGAGCCGGUCCGCCGGCCGCCUUUUGUUUGUGAACGGUUCCUACACUUUGUUUUCUCUCGGACCCGGCGUCCUCUUGCCGCGUGUCGGUCCGCGUCCGGAGCCCGCUCGGGGCCGACUCGCUCCUCGAGGGACUGUCGCCCCCGACGCGGGACCCCAAGCAAAGAAUGCGCAUUUCGUUUAUUAUUUUUUUUUAUUAUAAGGCGAAGAUCUCAGAUAAUUUAGUUUGCUAAAACAAUUUUUUCCAUAUUAUAUUUCUUGAAUUUGUAUUAUUAUUAUUAUUAUAGUAGCGUAGUGCACGAUCGCCGGCGGUGCGCUGGUGUUUCUUUACUGGACUGGACGUUGAAUCUCUUGCAGCUCUGUAUUUUUUAUAUUUAAUGUCCUCGUCGGUCGGUCGCCAUGUGACGUGCGCCUCUCGGCUCGCCGCUAUCCCUUGCUCGUGCCAUUAAAGACGUCAUUGUGCCAAACUGUCUUCAGUAACAAACUCAACAUUGGCUGGUUCCGGUUACAAUACAAACAGACGUCACCCGCCGGCGAACGGUUUCCGUACGCAGGCCGGACGUCACUGUCACUGUCACUGUCAGUGUGACGCACGUCACGCGGCGUCUGACUCACACAUACAUAUCUAACGAGUAAAGCAAUCAUAACAUGCCACUUGUAUGACUUAGUAGUUAUCACACCUCAGCAGCGGCGGGAGUGUCUCCCGUACAGUGAAGUGCAAAGAUAUUAGAAGAAUAUUUUACUUUAAUCGAACAGUCGUAGUUUGCGCGUCGAAAUAAACCCCGCGAGUAUUCGAAAGAAGCAAAGCACGAGAGAGGCUCAAACACGGGACAGACUCGUCCGCUGCGGCGCCGCGGCUCCGGCCGAGCUGGCCUGGCCUGGCUCUCCGAGGAGGCGGCCGGGUCCCCUCGGCCGGACCGUCCGUGAGCCAUCCCACGACGUUUCGGCUCAGCCCAGUGUUUACAGAUCGGCUUCGAUGCUGACGGACACGGAGACCUCGUGGGGUGGUGGCCGCGGCGCGGGUCCUUAGUGCGUAAUUUUAAUUAGUUUAGCAGUUGUAAGGGAAUGCGAACUAACACACCGAGUGUACCGUGACAAUAAGUAUGAUAAGACGCCGCCCGCCCGCGCCCGCCCGCGCCCGACCUCAUGACUGUGACUCUACUCUUCGUAUUUGUCUGUAGUGUUUUACGCUCACUUAAUUUUACUCCGGGGUCGCGACCCCGCCCCACGUCGGGCGCCAAAAGUGACGAGUAUUAUCGGGAGUGAUGGUUGAUUGUAGUUAUUGUCUUAGGUUACAUGAUAUGGAUAUAACUUAAAGAACGUACUUAACUUCAUUAGUUUAGGAUAAGAUUUUCGAAAGCAAUACUCGAACGUUUCACUGUGAUUAGAAAAGUAUUAUAUUAUUAAAAAGACGUGACGGUUGUGUUCGUGCAAUUUGUAGCUGUAAGUGUUUAAUGACGGAGCGACUGACCGCUGCGGCGGACGCCAGGCGGGGGCGGGCGGCAAGUAGAGACAGAUGCAUGCGGUAGCUAGCGGACCUACCACCCACCACCCACACCGACACCACUGGCUGGUGACCGGAGGCAGGUUCCCUCGACACACGCCCCAGCAGUAUUAACGAUACACCCUCCGAGACGCGCGUCCAUCGCCUCCUCCCCCCCUCCCAUCUCUCUUCGUUUUCCAUCGCCCCCCCCCCUCCCACUCCCGUUGUUCCAUUCUUCCUCCAGCCAGCGGAGCAGGCGGCGGACUCGGGCCUCGCUCGCUCCUCUAGUACAUUAGCAUUUCCUGAAGUCAGUAUUAUACGGUCGAAGUGAUGUAAUGUUCUCCUACCCUCCCGGCGGCCGCUCUCUUGCCAAAGCGCGGUCUUGCCCGUUAUGUACUUAAUUUACAGCCGUAUAUAUGCGUCGGGGGCUCCGGGCGGGCUCCCCGCGCCGGGGCUCCGCUGACGAAGUAUUUAUAUAUUUUUUUUAUGAACACCUUGUAUUAGUUUAGUAUCGUUAGCGUAGUUUUGUAUGUAGUGGUCUUAGUUCGCUCGUACAUUGUAUGUUGGAGCACUUUCGGUACACGAUGUGUCAUUACAUUAUAAUAAUAGAACAAUGAUGUGUUUUAUUUCAUAGAACCGUUUUUUUUAAUAUUUCUGUUCUUGUGCUGGGUUUGUUUACCUUGGCUUGUAUGCACGGUAGCGGGGCGGAGGCCCCCGUUCGGGCUCCACCGCGGCCUCGGGUGCGCGGUGUCGUCUGUGCGACUACUUACUAACAGUAUUGAGAGUGACGGCAUGCUCGGCAUGAAUCAUACGUAACAGAUUAUCUUCCAAAUUUACUGUCAAUUCUUCUACAGGCGAUUGCCUCACGUUGGUUGUGAGACGUGCUAUUAGCGUGGGCCCCCCGGACCUCGCACCGGGCGUCCGAGAGGCCCACCGGGCCCUAGACACGUAGUUAGACCUUGUAGUGACGCUUCGCUUGAGGCCUACAGUCUUCCUCUUUUGAUCUAACCUUAUUUGCCAAAAACGGGCCAAAUGUUUUGCUCAACUCGACAUGUGAGAGCAGCCAAAUCGUUAUAGGAAAACAAAAGGCGGUUGCGACUAACACGAAAAGAGUGUAGCCAGGGAAAGCCGACACGUCAGUAGCAUAAGUAUAAGACAAUAAAUAUUGAACCGUUCGGAGAUCGACACGCUGAUCGCCAUAGAGAAUAUAAUGGAACAUUCCUCUCUAGUCAUUUUAUAAUUUAAGAUUUGAAAGUUUAUGGGAAAUUCUACAAUAUGUUGCUCAAGUUAUCGCCUAGUAGUAGCGUCUCCUCUAGGGACUAAUGCUUCGCAGUAGUGAUGUGCCAUACACAAUACAUGCCACAGCACAGCAAAGAUACUAUAGUGAUGUACCACAGCUUGUCGCGAUUCCAGGAUAACUGGACCAAUGUAAACGGAAGGUUUUAUUCAUAAGGUUAUAAUAUAUACAUUGAUUAAUAUACAACUUUUGGAUUCUUAUAAGUAUGUUAUGGAAGAAAAUAAAAAUUAUGUUGUGUGUUUUAAUGUACGACAGAUGCUAGAGUAGUGAUGUAGUGUAGUGAUUUUGAAAAUUUACAUACAUAUAUGGUUAAAGUUAAGUAAGUAACCGAAAGCAAUAAAAACAUUUAUCAUAACCAUGAAGCAGCACGCGCGCGCUGCGGCCGCAACACGCGAAUGAGGCACCGUCUCGCAACGCACUAUAUAUAUAGUAGAGGCUCGACAAGAUGGCGGCCACGGCAGCGCGCGCCACACGCUUAGAAUAUUAACGAUAUACACUCGAGCAUACAAAAUAUUACGAUAUUUUUGUAUAAUAAGAUUGGUGUAAUCUGUAGCGGGUUGGUAUUUGUAUUUUAAAAAGUUAAUAAUCGUGAUAAUUAUUCGAAAGUCGUUUAUAAGUGAGAUAUGUGAUUUAAUAUGUUUAAAAAGUAGUGCGUGGAUAAGCCGCUUGAGGCGUGCGGCCAUGUCGGCCACCACCGAACGUCGUGGAGACAGCGCGACACACACAGACACACACACACACACAGACAGACAACAGACACAGUGAUGAUGCUAUCGGGUCGAUAGUUUCAGAUCCGCGUUGGUCGCGGCGACCUCAAGAUGACGGUCGAGUGUUCGAACGUGGCUUAUCUGCCCGACAUCUCGCCAAAGACCAACGCUGACCCUACACUCGGUACAUAGAGGCUGUAUUUACAUUCCUUUGUAUAUUGGUUGGUUGCAUUUCAUGGUAGUGUCUAUUUGAUAAAUAGUUUACCAUAGACUAGUAGAUAUGGGCUGUUUUUUUUUUCUCCACGAACCGCUAAUAGGCGAAUAUUGUGCAAUAAUGUAAUAUUGUGUUAGUUAACCGACGAUACUGUAGGAGAGUGGGGGUUCGUAGUUAGUUUUUGUUUAUGAACUAUCGAAGAUUUCACGAGCAUAGACCUUUCAUAGAACGGAUGUUGACGUUCUACAACCGGCUGUGCAUGUAUCACCGCCAUUUUGUAAACGUCUAUGCUACGAAGUCUUACGUCGCUUUAUUUGCAGAGUAAGUAAUGUAAGUGAAUGUUAUUGUAAUGAUGAUAUUUAUUUGAACCGUAUAGUAUUGUAUGUAUGUAUGUAUGCGUCUCUUUUGUACGUGAACGAGGUCCCCCGGGCCCGCAAAAGGGACGCACCAUAUCAUAGAGUGGGGUCUCUAGAGGCCCAGCUGACGACGCGCCGCGCGCCUCCAACAACGCCUUUUAUAUAUAUGAUUCAUCUUCACUUAGUCGAGAAUUAGAAAUAAAUGGUAAAAAACACAGCUGUUCUUUCAUUUAUCGCUUUUUCGUUCGUACCCUACAUACAAUAGACAGACGACAUUUGCAAGUCGACGUAGCUUAGAGACGGCUUCGGGCCCCAUUCCGGGCGCCAAUAUUUUUCUUUUUGAUUUAGUUCAGUUAGUUGAUGAUCCGAGUUUUUUGGUAGAAAUUAGUUACCAAUUGGAAUAGUUUGAGUAUGUACGAAACCCCCCUCGGACAUAGAUGCAUGAGAACGUGUAAAGAAGCAGAACAGGAGUGCAUGACGAGGAAUAGGCUGAGGAAGAGGACUUGAAGACGAAACCAUACGUAAGAUAAUACUGAGAGACUAUGAGGACGAGGGCGGCCGUGACCCGCGUGACCCGCGUGACCCACGUGACACACGACGAGGUAUAUAGUGGCUCAGUAUUGUUUUAUAAAACACUGCUGUUAUUUGCUUAGAUCUUUUUAGUUUAGUGUUCUUAGCGAAGUGCAUCCCAGUAACUAGACGUAGAGAUAGUGUGGUUUGGGUGCUGGGUUUAAACAUUCCGAUGUAUUUAGCUGGAUGUUAUACACAGUUUUGUUUGUUGAAUAAAUUAAAAAAUUAAUAUACAAAAUGUGAUGUAAUGAAAAUGAAGCUUGUAAAGAAUUUAUUUUUCAAAUCUCGUAGAAGAAUUAGCGUAGUUUAUAGAAAUGAGCAUAUCAUCUUUAAGGAGACACAAUCGCAUUGUGCCUUAAAAUUAGGUUCCAUUAUGACGUCGCUUUGGUUGAAAUUGUAGAAUCGUUAGAGAUGACGUAGAACACGGACCAAUAUAGUUUUGAAAUGAUGACAAUAUUUUUUGUACAAUCUUAUUUACCCCGUUGGCGACGUGGCGAGGAGCUAUCCGCCUAGCGUUUAAUGUAACACAUAGUAACCCUCGUAGUACAAAAUAUGAGAUAAGAGUAAGUGGUCUCAUGAAGUCUUCCUCGACGAUGUACAGACUGAUAUUAAUCGUUAAAAUCCCACUGCUGGGAUGCACUAGAUUUGUUUGACCUGUGAGGGCGCCUGUUCCGAUCGUGUGUCACCCGCCUUAUAGUCUGUUGACGACGCUCGUUCGUCAUCUAUGAUCUGAACAGGCGCCUCGUUUUGUUUAGCUAGUUUCGGUAGUGUUUAAAAUCUUAGACCCUGUAACAUAUUCGAGUCAGUGCCUCCGACGUUAUAACUUAUGUUUCGUGAACGCGAACGGAUCGUUUGUCGUAUUGAUAAUUGAUUCACGGAAAGGUCGCUUGUAAGGGAAUUGUUGAUUUCGUAUGUUACAUAUUAGUUGAGAGAUUACUUUCAUUAUGAGUUCUUUGUAUCCCACAUAUGAGUUUAGUUAGUUUGUAAAUAACUAGUAUGUAUACAUAAGAUUGUUAUCGAUUAUUGUGUGUAUUUAAUGUAUUUUAUCUCUGUAGGGUUUAGAAACUUUCUUAUUUGGUGAAAUUUGAUAAUAGUGAUCUGUAGUAGAUUCUUGAAGACCGCGCUCGCUGGCGGAAGUGACCGCUUCCAACACAAUAACAUAUCGGCCUAAAAUAUAAAUUUUGUUAUAAUAUUACUUCAUUAACGUAUCGACUCCCACUGGUUUGAGAGUUGGUUUCGCCGGCGAGUCGUACAGUUGUCUGAAUAUAACAAUGUGCUCUACGAAUUUGUACAACAUAAGCUCAUUAUCGAGAUUGUCUUAUUUACAUUCAUUAGAAGUAGUUUGUAAUUUGUAAUUCACACUUUACUCCGGAAUGUAUAGAUUUUUUACGGCGAAUAUGGCAACACAGUCGAUGGUGGUGUUGUCUAUGAGAAUAAUUAAAUAUGUUUAUGACUGUGUUGCCCACGGAAUCCUGUGUUUUGACCAUUUUAUAUCACGACCAAGAACUCUACGUGUCUGGGCGAUUAGCGUCACAUUAAACAAUACUCCGAAAAAAAAAACAUUGAAUUGAUAUUAAUAGAUACAGAAUUAAUGAUUGAAAUCCUGAGGAAGAUAUCUGUUUGCUGUUUCAGAUGAAUAGAAAUGGUCUUCACACAAGGUUCGAUAGUUGAGGGUAGUUUUUUAUUGUGACUUUGAUUGUAAAAUGAGAGUUAGCUUGACGAUGAUCCCUCGGAGACGACGCCAACUAACGUUUUAAAUAAAUGGUUUCGAUUCAAA
Messenger RNA from Danaus plexippus (monarch butterfly), 7659 nucleotides. Its product is annotated as RNA-binding protein Musashi homolog 1-like. Gene Ontology annotation, molecular function: RNA binding. Lineage: Eukaryota; Metazoa; Arthropoda; Insecta; Lepidoptera; Nymphalidae. The record is from RefSeq and is a predicted model, not a curated record. Bases 355 to 1260 code for a protein of 301 amino acids. Gene Ontology annotation, cellular component: cytoplasm. The transcript has 4 exons.